AUGGCCUGGAGUAAGGUACCUCUGCUCUUGCAUGGAUUUCUCCUGCUGGUUCUGUGUAAACCCUCACUUCAAGGAGGAAUCUACAUACCAGCUGGUGCAGGGGGAGGAACUGGAGCUGGAUUAGGGGUUGGUCUUGGAACUGGAGCUGGACUUGGUGCUGGAACAGGCCCAGGAGGAGGAUUUGGUGCUGGAAUCGGAAGUGUUGGGCCAGGAAUUGGUCCUGGAGGAGUUGGAACGGGAUUAGGUCCAGGUGGUCUUGGAAUAGGGCCAGGAACUGGAAUCAGACCUGGAACUGGAGUUGGAGGAAUACUUGGUUUCAAACCAGGAAAGACAGGAAGCUUUGGAGGUGGUGGUGCUGGGGUGCAAGGUGCUGGACUGGGUGCAGGGCUUGGGGGAGUUGGGCCUGGUGGUGCAGGGCUUGGUACAGGAGGACUUGGUACUGGUGGAUUAGGCACCGGAGGCCUCGGGACAGGGUCAUUCGUCAAGCCACCUAAAACAGGAGGAUAUGGAGGUCUACCAGGAUUUGGACCUGGUGGUACAGGUGUUGGUCCUGGAUCACUUGCACCUGGAGGAUUUGGUCCUUCUGGCAUUGGUCCAGGAGGCAUUGGACCAGGAGGAAUAGGACCUGGUGGCAUAGGACCUGGUGGCAUUAGACCUGGUGCCAUAGGAACUGGACCAGGAAGUGUCGGACCUGGAGGAAUUGGUGCUGGUGUUGGAACUUGGAGCCUUGGAGCAGGUGCUGGUGGCAAACCCCCUAAACCAGGUUAUGGGAGUAUUCUAGGCACUCUUGGAACUGGAGGUCUUGGUGGCCUUGGACUUAGGCCAGGGGGUGCUGGCCUUGGAGGUGUAGUACCGGGUGGCUUUGGUGUUGGUCCUGGAGCUAGUGGCACUGGCACAGGAAUACCUGGACAAGGUGUGGGCACUGGGGUGGGAGGGUUUGGCCCUGGUGGAGCUGGUCCAGUAGGUGCUGGAAGAGGUGUGGGAGGAAAACCACCCAAAACAGGUUAUGGAGGUCUUGGUGGUUAUGGCCCAGGAGGUGUCAGCACUGGAGGUAUAGGACCUGGUGCCAUUGUCCCUGGUGGCAUUGGACCAGGUGGCAUUGUCCCUGGUGGUGUUGGACCAGGUGGUAUUAUCCCUGGUGGUGUUGGACCAGGUGGCUUCAGGCCAGGUGGCAUUGUCCCUGGUGGUGUUGGACCAGGUGGUAUUAUCCCUGGUGGUGUUGGACCAGGUGGCUUCAGGCCAGGUGGCAUUGUCCCUGGUGGUGUUGGACCAGGUGUCUUGAGUCCUGGAGCAGGCAGAAAACCUGGGAAACCAGGUUAUGGUGGGCCUGGGGGUUUUGGUGGUGGACCGUUUGGAACAGGAAGUCUUGGAGCAGGUGCUAUUCCACUUACACCUGGAGGUGCUGGAACAGGCUAUCCAUCAGGUGGUAGCUAUAGUGGAUAUGGUACUUAUCCUGGAGCUGGAACAACUGGUCAGAAACCACCAAAACCAGGAAUUGGACCUGGAGGUGUAGGAAUUGGUCCAGGCGGCACAGGACUUAGACCUGGGGGUACGGGAGUUCUGCCUGGAGGUGUAGGAAUUGUACCGGGUGGCACAGGAAUUGGUCCAGGUGGAGCUGGAUUUGGGCCUGGAGGUGUAGGAAUUGGACCUGGUGGCACUGGAACUGGAAUUGGAGGAGCAGGAGUUGCACCUGGUGGAGCACCUUUUCUCCCUCAAACUGGCUUAGCAGGAACUGGAACUGGGACAGGUGCUGGGGGAAAAGUCGGAAAGUUUGGGAAGGCACCAGUGCCAGGUGUUGGGAUUCCUGGGCUAUACCAAGGGGGUAUAGUUCCUGGACAAGGUUUUGGCGGUAGAGGCAUUCUGCCAGGUGUAGCCACAGGAUCUCAAACUGGGCAGCUUGGUCAAGGUGCACUUGGAGCUAAUGGAGGCCGUGGAGGAUUUGGUCAACAAAUACCAGGCGUGUUCCGUGGAUAUCCUCUUAUAUCACCAAAGUCUGGAGGUACAAGCGCUGCUAAGUCUCAGGCUAAAGCUGCCAAGUACGGGGCUGGUGGUGUUCCGGGUCUCGGUGGUGGGCUUGGAGUUAUACCUGGUGCAGGUGGUAUACCAGGUGCAGGUGUUGUUCCAGGCAUAAGUGGCAUACCUGGUGCAGGUGGUGUGCCAGGAAUAGGCGGUGUUACAGGUGCAGCUGGUGUUCCAGGUGUCGGAGUCAUUCCUGGAGCUAGCGGUGGAACUCCAGGUGUCCUAUAUCCGGGAGCUGGUGGUUCCUAUCCUGGGGGAACUGGGGCAAAAGCUCGAAAGUAUGCUUUCGGCAUAGGAACUGGUGGACUUCCUGGUUCUGGUUUGGGAGUGGGUGGUCUUGGAGCUGGAGGACUACCUGGUUCUGGUUUGGGAGUGGGUGGUCUUGGAACUGGAGGACUUCCUGGUUCUGGUUUGGGAGUGGGUGGUCUUGGAGCUGGAGGACUUCCUGGUUCUGGUUUGGGUGUGGGUGGCCUUGGAGCUGGAGGACUUCCUGGUUCUGGUUUGGGAGUUGGUGGUCUUGGCACUGGUGGAAUCCCUGGACCUGGAGUUGGUCCUGAAGGAUAUGCUGCAGCCAAAGCAAGAAAAUAUGCUCAGCUUGGACGUCUAGGUGGGACUUUAGGUACAGGAGGAUUGCCAGGUGGAGCAGCCGGUGUGUCUGGUGUUGGACUUGGUGGACUACCUGGUGGUGGUCUUGGGAUUGGUGGACAACCUGGAGGCGGAUUUGGAGGGCUACCUGGAGGUGGAUUUGGUGGAUUACCUGGUGGAGGAGCUGGUGGACUGCCUUUUGGAGUUGGUGGUCUUCCUAGCGGUGGUGCUGGAGGACUCCCCGGCUCUGGAAAUGGAUAUGCAGAGGCAAAAGCUCGUAAAUAUGGUCUACUCGGUGGAGGUGCUGGUUUAGGUCCAGGCACUGGAUUAGCUGCAGGUAUUCCAGGUGGAUUACCAGGCACUGGUGUCAGACCAGGUGGGGCAGGGAUUAUACUAGGAACUGGGGCUGGACAAGGAGGUGUCCCUGGUGUGGGUUUUGGUCCAGGAGGUGUACCCGGUGGUGGGCUUGGACCUGGUAGUGUUCCUGGAAGUGCAUUUGGACCUGGAGGAUACGCUGGGGCCAAAGCUCGCAAAUAUGGGAUUACUGGUGGAGCUGGUGGAACAGGAUUGCCUGGAGGAUUAGGAGGGUCACUUGGUAGUGGAACAGUGUCAGGUGUUGGAGCUGCUGGAGGAAUUGGACCUGGGGGGGCACCAUUUGGUGGUUAUGGACCAGGAGGAGCACCAAUCAGUGGCUACGGACCUGGAGGGGCACCUGUAGGUGGUUAUGGGCCAGGAGGAGUACCUGCUGGAGGAUAUGGACCUGGCUCUGGAGCAUAUCCAGGUGGACCAAAGGCCCUAAAAUAUGGUCCUGGUGGUAGUGGAGGAGCUACAGGACUUGGUCUACAGGGUCAGGUAGGAACCGGUCCAGCAGGAGGAUUUGGAACGGGGGCAUGGCCAGUUGGUGGUUAUGGUCCAGGGACUGUAGGAGGCCACGGGUCUGGAUUUACAGGAGCAGGACUUCCUGGUAGUGCUGUCGGAGCAGGAAGCAGAGGAGGGCUUGGGCCUGGGUAUGGAACAGGUGCUGGAGGAUAUGGACCUGGAUCGAAAGCAGCUAAAUAUGGCAAGUUGAAACACACUACAUACAUUUACAUGUAUAUUGCAAGUGGCUCUUGA
Sinocyclocheilus rhinocerous is the source of this 3717-nucleotide messenger RNA. RefSeq names its product elastin-like. Gene Ontology annotation, biological process: microtubule-based process. Gene Ontology annotation, molecular function: GTP binding; extracellular matrix structural constituent. The record is from RefSeq and is a predicted model, not a curated record. The coding region runs from base 1 to 3717 and encodes 1238 amino acids. Gene Ontology annotation, cellular component: microtubule. NCBI's taxonomy places the organism in Eukaryota, Metazoa, Chordata, Actinopteri, Cypriniformes, Cyprinidae. The transcript is spliced from 33 exons.